Hyla sarda is the source of this 1182-nucleotide messenger RNA. RefSeq names its product 4-hydroxy-2-oxoglutarate aldolase 1 (gene HOGA1). The record is from RefSeq and is a predicted model, not a curated record. Lineage: Eukaryota; Metazoa; Chordata; Amphibia; Anura; Hylidae. The transcript has 8 exons. Gene Ontology annotation, molecular function: N-acetylneuraminate lyase activity; 4-hydroxy-tetrahydrodipicolinate synthase activity. The coding region runs from base 111 to 1097 and encodes 328 amino acids. Gene Ontology annotation, biological process: N-acetylneuraminate catabolic process.
CUGUUCAAUGAGGCAGAUUUGAAGGCGUCCUGUAAGGCCUCAGCACCAGGCAGCCCAAAAGGCCUCUCAGACACCUGGGCUGACACUCACUGAGGAACACCGCUCCAAAAAUGCUGCUCCGACCUCUGCUCCCGCUCUGUAUGAGGGGUCUCUGCCAUGCUGGGACCCCCAGGGGUAUGCACAAGCUGGCCAGCACUACAAAGCCAGCUCUGGACAUCUCGGGCAUCUACCCUCCUAUAUCUACCCCCUUCAAUGACCGGGAACAGGUGGACUAUGAGAAGCUGGGGGAGAACCUUCAGAAGUACUCAAGCAUCCCGUUCAGAGGCAUUGUUGUUCAAGGGUCAAGUGGAGAAUACGCUUACUUGAGCAGAGAGGAGAGACUGGAGGUCGUACACAGAGUCCGGCAGAAGCUCCCUAAGGAGAAGAUACUUAUUGCAGGAUCAGGAUGUGAAUCUACGCAGGCCACUAUAGACAUGAGCCGUCAGAUGGGGGAGGCCGGGGCAGAAGCCGUUCUAGUUGUGACGCCAUGCUACUAUCGAGGCAGAAUGACCAGCUCCGCUCUGAUACAUCAUUACACUAAGGUUGCAGACUCCUCUCCUGUGCCUGUUAUCCUAUACAGUGUGCCCGGGAACACGGGGCUGGACCUGCCUGUGGAUGCUGUUGUUGCUUUGGCCGAACACCCGAACAUAAUAGGGAUCAAGGAUAGUGGCGGAGAUGUCACACGUAUGGGACUGAUUGUUCACAAAACUCAGCAUUUGGGCUUCCAGGUGUUAUCGGGAUCUGCAGGCUUCCUCCUGGCUGGAUAUGCAAUUGGUGCUGUCGGAGGGAUUUGUGCUCUUGCUAACAUCCUUGGUACCCAACUCUGUGAACUGGAGCGACUGUGCGCCAGUGGGCAGUGGCAGGAGGCGAGAAAGCUCCAGUAUCGAUUGGUGGAGCCAAAUGCUGCGGUAACGCGUAUGUUUGGGAUCCCAGGCUUGAAGCAGGCCAUGGAGUGGUUUGGAUAUCAUGGAGGCAAUUGCCGUUCACCCCUCAUACCCCUGACUGAGCAGGAGCAGAAGGACCUGAGGAAGAUCUUCACUGAUAAUGAAUGGCUUUAGUCAGACCAUAAAACACAAGAACAUCACAGAAACUUUACUGUGAAACGCACAGUAAAUCAAGCGCUAGUAAAAAAUAAAACUAUAA